AUGGCCGCCACAGGCCUCCAUGACCGCGAGGUACAGUGCGCAGAUAACGAAUUCGCCAUCUUCGACCCGCCUAGCGGCGCCACAUGUGGGGAAUAUCUCGAACGAUACCUCGCCGCGGGCGCGCCGGGUCGUUUGCUCAACCCCGGCGCCACGGAGGCAUGCAGAUACUGUCCCAUUCGGAGUGCGGACCAGUUCCUCGCGACGUCUGAGAUAUUUUGGUCAAACCGCUGGCGCAAUUUCGGGUUUGGGUGGGCGUAUAUUGGGUUUAAUGUGUUUGCGGCGGUGUUGUUGUAUUACAUGCUGCGAGUGAGGAGUUCGAAGGGGAAGACGAGCAAGUGGGCGAGUUUGAUGAAGCAUUAUUUGUGCCGUGCGGGGAGUUGGGUCAGGGCGUUGUUUACGAUGCGGUUUGAGAAGACACCGCAGGGGAAGAUUCAUUUGAAUCAGAAUCUUCUUUGA
This is a messenger RNA of Blastomyces gilchristii SLH14081, 456 nucleotides long. Its product is annotated as ATPase. Gene Ontology annotation, molecular function: ATP binding; ATPase-coupled transmembrane transporter activity. Lineage: Eukaryota; Fungi; Ascomycota; Eurotiomycetes; Onygenales; Ajellomycetaceae. Bases 1 to 456 code for a protein of 151 amino acids. Gene Ontology annotation, cellular component: membrane. The record is from RefSeq and is a predicted model, not a curated record. The transcript has a single exon. Gene Ontology annotation, biological process: transmembrane transport.